UGGCCCGGCCGCCCGGCGUGGGGGCGUGAUGACCGGGUGAGCGCUGGGCAGCUGCUUCUCCCGCCGCCGCGGCCGGCGCGCCAUGGCUGCCAAGGAGGACUUGUACAGCCAGGUGGCCCCGUGGAGGAGCCGGCAGACCCGGGCGGGGACCGUCAAGCGCGGCUCUUCGCUGGAGAUCCUCCUCUCCAUGGGCUUCCCCAAGGCUCGAGCGCAGAAAGCUUUGGCAUCUACUGGAGGGCGAAGUGUUCAAGCAGCAUGCGACUGGCUCUUUUCCCAUGUCUGUGAUCCAUUCCUUGAUGACCCUCUUCCUCGGGAAUACGUCCUCUAUCUGCGUCCCACCGGCCCCUUAGCGCGGAAGCUCACCGACUUCUGGCAGCAGUCAAAGCAGCUGUGUGGGAAGAACAAAGCACACAACAUUUUCCCCCAUAUCACACUCUGCCAAUUCUUUAUGUGUGAAGACAGCAAGGUCGACGCACUCUGUGAAGCGCUGCAUGCAACAGUGACCCGGUGGAGAUGCAAGUUCCCUGCUCCUUUGCCACUGGAACUGUAUACCUCAUCAAACUUCAUUGGUCUCUUUGUUAAGGAGGACUGUGCAGAGAUCCUGAAGAAAUUUGCUGCGGACUUUGCAGCAGAAGCCACUGCUAAAGCUGAUGUGCACGUGGAACCUCAUAAGAAGCAACUCCAUGUGACCCUGGCAUACCACUUCCAAGCCGACCACUUGCCCACACUUGAGAAGUUGGCUCAGAGCAUAGAUGUCAAGCUGGGCUGUGACUGGGUAGCUGCCAUCUUCUCCCGUGACAUUAGAUUUGCCAAUCAUGAGACCCUGCAAGUCAUCUACCCAUAUACCCCACAGAAUGACGAUGAACUUGAACUCGUGCCAGGAGAUUUCAUCUUCAUGUCUCCUGUGGAGCAAAUCACAACUAGUGAAGGCUGGAUUUACGGUACUUCUUUUGCCACUGGGUGCUCAGGACUGUUGCCAGAGAAUUAUAUCACCAAAGCAGAUGAAUGUGGCACUUGGGUAUUCCAUGGGUCCUAUUCUAUUAUGAAUGCCACUAUCUCCUCAUCUCUCUUGAUGUUCACUGAUGGGGUGAUGGAUCGAAGAUUCCAGGAAGAUCAAGGACCGGGAGAAACGGGGCCUCUCACAAUCUUCUGUCAGAGUAUGCAGCCCUUAAGGAUCGCCAACACACCGGGGCCCCAGAAAAGAUGCCUUUUUGUUUGCCGUCAUGGUGAAAGGAUGGAUGUUGUGUUUGGAAAAUACUGGCUCUCCCAAUGUUUUGAUACCAAAGGGAGAUACAUCCGGACAAAUCUGAAUAUGCCUCACAACUUGCCUCAACGGAGUGGUGGUUUUAGGGAUUAUGAAAAAGAUGCCCCCAUCACGGUGCUGGGAUGCACGCAAGCCCGGCUUGUGGGGGAGGCCCUUCUUGAAAGCAACACAGUCAUCCACCACAUCUAUUGUUCCCCAUCACUGCGCUGUGUACAGACCGCGCACCAUAUUCUGAAAGGCUUGCAAGAAGAAAAUAACCUGAAGAUUCGAGUUGAGCCAGGCUUGUUUGAGUGGACCAAAUGGGUUUCAGGGAAUUCUCUGCCAGCCUGGAUCCCACCACUUGAUUUAGCUGCAGCCAGUUUGAGUGUCGAUACGACCUAUAGACCUCAUAUAGCUGUGAACAAAUUAGGAGUUUCUGAAUCCUAUGAAACAUACAUCAGCAGGAGCUUCCAAGUCACCAAGGAAAUCCUAAGUGAAUGCAAAGCUAAAGGUAACAACAUUUUGAUAGUUGCACAUGCAUCCUCCCUUGAGGCCUGUACUUGCCAGCUACAAGGACUCUCACCGCAGAAUUCAAAGGACUUUGUCCAGAUGGUCAGAAAGAUUCCAUACUUGGGCUUUUGCUGUUGCGAAGAGCUUGGAGACACGGGGCUUUGGCAGUUGACUGAUCCACCCAUCCUUCCACUCACUCAUGGACCAACGGGUGGUUUUAACUGGAGAGAAACUUUGCUGCAAGAAUAAGGCCAAAAGGGAGAUCAGAAUAACAGAAGAGAGGGCUUUCUUAAAAACUGGAGAACAUCUCACCUACUGGAGUUUUUU
This is a messenger RNA of Candoia aspera, 2080 nucleotides long. It is a transcript of the gene UBASH3B, whose product is annotated as ubiquitin associated and SH3 domain containing B. Gene Ontology annotation, cellular component: cytoplasm. Gene Ontology annotation, molecular function: protein tyrosine phosphatase activity; protein binding. The record is from RefSeq and is a predicted model, not a curated record. Bases 83 to 2002 code for a protein of 639 amino acids. NCBI's taxonomy places the organism in Eukaryota, Metazoa, Chordata, Lepidosauria, Squamata, Candoiidae. The transcript is spliced from 14 exons. Gene Ontology annotation, biological process: negative regulation of protein kinase activity; negative regulation of signal transduction; peptidyl-tyrosine dephosphorylation.